GCUCCUUGUUCAGCUCUCAGCUGGAGCUAUUUCUCUUUUCCAGCCGACCGAGAAGAGCGCAAAAACGUUGUCCUUCGAAACGUCAGUCGACUAGAGAGAAUAAAACGAAAACGAUCUCAAGUCUCCUGCGUGUUUUCACUUGUGGUUUGUCUCUUUGAUUUAAUAAAUUUCUUUCGUCGACAAAGGCUUCUCAUAUCCCUUCCCACAUAUAACGGCUCACGAUCGCAACUCAUACUCUCCGCUGUAUCCUUCUAUACUUUAUACCCUCUCCUAUCCACAUUUCAAAAUGUCCCGCCGACGGGGACUCCCAUUCCCUUCGACCUCGGGCGAAGAUCCCAUGACCGGGGUAGAAAACAACUCGUAUUCACACUUAGCAGGAGCUACCAGACCAUCUGACAGUCCUCGUCUACACUCAUUAUCCAAACCGUACUCCAGACCUUCGAGUUACGCCGGUCGACCAAACCCCGCCCAUCCACUUGGUUUGGGUGGAGUCGACGGCGGAAUGGAUUUCUUACAGAAUUACAAUGGUGUUGGAUUCAACGGAAUUGGUGGUGGUUUCGGGAAUGAUCGAAAAUCUCCUCAAAGAUCACGUUCUCCUAAAAGACCUAUACAAACCACUCGACCAGGAAUGGUGAAAAGUAAUUCAUCCGCUUCCCUCACUCGAUCCGGCUCUGAAAGCUCUCUGUUCUCACUUGCCAAAAACCUCCUUUCCAAACCCCUACAUUGGCUAGCUACACCUUCGAAACCCAUCCCCUCUAGAAAGAACAGAGAGAGAUUCGAUGCCGAUCUAGA
Tremella mesenterica DSM 1558 is the source of this 792-nucleotide messenger RNA. RefSeq lists its product as uncharacterized. The annotation marks the transcript as partial. The transcript has a single exon. The record is from RefSeq and is a predicted model, not a curated record. NCBI's taxonomy places the organism in Eukaryota, Fungi, Basidiomycota, Tremellomycetes, Tremellales, Tremellaceae.